Messenger RNA from Pyrus x bretschneideri (Chinese white pear), 1009 nucleotides. RefSeq names its product transcription repressor MYB6-like. Bases 74 to 682 code for a protein of 202 amino acids. The transcript is spliced from 3 exons. Lineage: Eukaryota; Viridiplantae; Streptophyta; Magnoliopsida; Rosales; Rosaceae. The record is from RefSeq and is a predicted model, not a curated record.
CUCUCUCUCUCUCUCUCUCUCCAUUUUAAGGUUAAUUUCUUGGAAAGCUUAAGGUUGGUUAUAAGAUUUUAGAAUGAGGAAACCCUGCUGCGAUAAGCAAGACAUAAACAAAGGAGCUUGGUCCAAGCAAGAAGACCUCAAGCUCAUCGAUUAUAUUCGUAAGCAUGGCGAGGGUUGUUGGCGUACCCUUCCUCAGGCUGCAGGCCUACUUCGUUGUGGUAAAAGUUGUAGGCUGAGAUGGAUAAACUAUCUACGACCAGACCUCAAAAGAGGCAACUUUGCUGAAGAUGAAGAAGAUCUCAUUGUCAAGCUUCAUGCGCUCCUAGGCAACAGGUGGUCAUUGAUUGCUGGGAGAUUACCAGGACGUACAGACAAUGAAGUGAAAAACUAUUGGAACUCUCAUUUGAGAAGAAAGCUUAUGAGCAUGGGUAUAGAUCCAAAUAAUCAUCGACCGAACAACGUUAAUCUCUCUCGUCUUCAUCAUCAAAAUUCACAAACUGUCAGCAGUACUGCAACAUUGUCUGCAGCUUUAAAAAACCCUAGCAAUUAUCAGCAGCAAGCAAGAUCCGGUGGUAAUAAUAGUUGCGACCAAAAAUCAGACGGGACAAGUUGCUUAGAGGAUGAUUCUUGUGGCCGGCUGCCUGAUUUAAACCUAGACCUCACAAUAACUGCUCCUUUGUGAAAUCCAGUUCCUGAUAACCUCAAGGAUUAGGAGCAAAAUUUCGAGUCUGAAAUGUCAAAGAAAUCGUCAGAAUUUGCUUCAUCUACCAAUACUCCUCUCUUCAGAUAAUCAAAUAUUCGUCCACGUGGAUCGGAAGGUUUCUGACUAGCAUUAAUUUUAUCUGGAACGGCUUAUGAAAUUAAUUAUGUAUUGAUCAAUUGGAGAUCAAUUAUAUAUUAGGGUCUAUUGAUUUUAAUUACCAAAAUUAAUUAUGUAUUGAGAAGCCUAGCAGUAAUUUUUUUAGAAUAAUUAAUUUUAAUUAUAAAAAUAAAACUAUUGAUUAAUUAA